Messenger RNA from Neogale vison (American mink), 2093 nucleotides. RefSeq lists its product as uncharacterized. The record is from RefSeq and is a predicted model, not a curated record. NCBI's taxonomy places the organism in Eukaryota, Metazoa, Chordata, Mammalia, Carnivora, Mustelidae.
AUGGCCGCCAUUGCUGCUGGUGAUGUUGGCGUUGCAGGCAGGCACUGGAGGCCUAGAGUUGAGCUGAGGCCCUGGGCCCUGGGCUCGCUAAGGGCGCUGAGUGAAGAGGGGAAACAGGGGCGAGCUCAGCUUCAGCAGUGCACCAGCCCCCACCCCUUGAACAUGCACCAGGCCAAUGUGGGCUUCUCCGUGGUGCUCCAUCCCUACCUGGCUGCUGGUGCUCUCCCUCCUCCCAGGGUCCAGCAGGUGGGAGACAGAACCAUGCUGGGUCCCCUUGCCAUCCUGUGUGCUCUCCUGUUUCCAGGCGGUGGAGCAGGGCUCAAGCUGAGUCAGACUGCUUUGUUGGUGGCACGCGUGGGCAGUUCAACUCCUCUGGAUUGCAAAGUGGACGCCUGGGUCAGGUACAUCCACUGGUACCGCCACCAGGAGGGUACGGCACCGAAGAGGCUCCUCUACAUAGAUAUGUCCACAUCCCUUGUGCAACGGGAUAUUGUCCUGAAAGCGGACAAAGUCAAUGCCAAGAAGGGCAGGGAUAGCUACAGCUGUACUCUGUCACUGCUAAAACUAGAGAAAAGCGACGAAGGCGUGUACUACUGUGCUGCCUGGGCAUACCACAGCCCUGUGCUCUACAGCAACCAGAGGAUAAGGAAAACCAUCUGUGCAGUCCCUGAAGGUCCACCUCGUAAUGCCCAGGGCAAGGCAGGACUCAAGCCAGAGUUCACAUCAACUCUACACGUUGGCUUUGGGCAGGCAAAGUUGGAGCAACCCACAAUAUCAAUCUUCAGAGCAAGAGAUGAGUGUGCCCGUAUAUCUUACAAGGUUACCACUGAGGACAUUAACAGGGAAGUCAUCUAUUGGUACUGACUGAAGCAAGAUCAGGGAAGGAUAUCUCAUAUUUUCCUCAAUACAUCUUACCUAGUGUCACUUAAGUGGGAAGAACAACAAACUUCUGCUUCAACCUUGAAAAUAAAUUUCCUAAGGAAACAAGAUGAGGCCAUGUACUUCUGUGGCAGCUGGAUUAGGAGCUCGUGGUACAAAAAAGUGUUUGGUCCUGGCACAUUGCUCAGGGUUACAGAUAAAAGUCCUGAUGAAGAUAUUUCUCCCAAGCCCACAGUUUUUCUUCCUUCAGUUGCUGAAGUAGAAGUCCAUAAGGCUGGAACAUAUCUUUGUCUUCUUGAGGAUUUUUUCCCUGAUGUUAUCAAGGUAGAUUGGCAAGAAAAGGAUGACAAAACAAUUCUGAAAUCCCAGCAGGGAGACACCAUGAAGACUAAGGACACAUACAUGAAAUUCAGCUGGCUGACCGUGACUGGAGCAUCAAUGGAUAAAGAACACAAAUGUAUCGUCAACCACGAAAAUAACAGAAGAAAACUUGAUCAAGAGAUUCUUUUUCCUUCAAUAAACAAAGGUUUGAUGGCUGUGACAGAAUCUGAAAUGGACUCCCAGGGACAUUCAGAAACAAAGCGAAACACAGAGGUGGUGACUGUUAGUCCUCUGAAUUCACUAUCUUUCUCAUCUGAUCCAAUAUCUGUGGAGCUUGCUGCUAUUAACUCCACAAAAUCUUCUCUGAAUGAGGAAAAUGACACCCUGCAGCUGCAACUUGGGAACACAUCUGCCUACUAUACCUACCUCCUCCUCCUCCUGAAGAGCCUGGUCUACUCCAUCAUCAUCGUCAUCUGUCUGCUUGGGAGACCAGCACUCAGUGGCAGUGGGAAGAAUUCCUAACACAUGGUGGCACAAGGUGUCACUUCUUGCCAUUGGCUAGUUUCUCUAAAAGUGUCUGCUGAGGAUCUAGUGAGCCUUCUUUCUGAGAUUGGGUUAUUUCCGUUCACAUGUGUCUUCUUCUUGAGUCAUUAUCUGAGAACAAGCUUACAAACCCCUGGGCAAACAGAAGCUUUCACUCUGCAGCUAGAACAGAUUCCGCCAUGACUCCUGGGUGGGGCCAGGGGGCAUUCACAGAGUCUUCUGCACCACCCCCUCAUUGUUGUCCACCAGCUGGCAGUCACCUAGUCCCCAUGCCUCUGGGUACAGACACCAUACACCUUACAACUGCAUUCCUUGAACUCUUUAACCAGAUAACUGCCUUGAAGUCUUUA